AUGGUCUGCCCGUGGGUUCCCCAACUGCUGUCCUGGACGGUGAUCCUGGCGCUUUUUUUCCUUCCCCAGGCACGGCUGGCCGGUGUUUUUGAACUUCAGAUCCACUCUUUCGGGCCAGGACCAGACCCAGGGGCCCCCAGGUCUCCCUGCAGCACCAGGUCCCCCUGUCGCCUCUUCUUCAGGGUCUGCCUGAAACCAGGGGUCUCUGAGGAAGCCGCGGAAUCUCCGUGCGCCCUGGGCGCAGCGCUGAGUGCGCAUGGACCAGUCUACAUGGAGCAGUCCCGGGCUCCAGUGCCUGACCUGCCGCUGCCUGAUGGCCUCAUGCGCGUACCCUUCCGGGAAGCCUGGCCGGGCACCUUCUCCCUCAUCAUCGAAGCCUGGAGAGAGCAGUUAGGGGAGCAGAUUGGAGGGCCGGCCUGGAGCCUGCUGGCGCGCGUGGCGGGCCGGCGCCGCCUGGCGGCCGGGAGCCCGUGGGCUUGGGACAUGCAGCGCGCAGGCGCCUGGGAGCUGCGCUUCUCUUACCGAGCGCGCUGCGAGCCGCCGGCCGUCGGGGCCACCUGUGCGCGCCUCUGCGGCUCCCGCAGCGCCUCCUCGCAGUGCGGCCCAGGACUGCGCCCCUGCACGCCGGUUGAGAAUGAGUGCGAGGCACAGCCGGCCUGUCGAGCUGGUUGCAGCCCAGAGCACGGCUUCUGUGAGCAGCCUGACGAAUGUCGAUGCCUGGAGGGCUGGACUGGGCCCCUCUGCACAGUACCGGUCUCCACCAGCACAUGUCUGAGCUCCAGGGGCCCAUCCUCUGCUGCCGUUGGGUGCCUUGUAUCUGGUCCUGGGCCCUGUGAUGGGAAUCCGUGUGCCAACGGGGGCAGCUGUAGUGAGACACUCGGGUCCUUCGAAUGUGCCUGUCCCCGUGGGUUUUACGGGUUGCAGUGUGAGGUGAGCGGGGUGACAUGUGCGGAUGGACCUUGUUUCAAUGGCGGCUUGUGUGUGGGAGGUGCAGACCCCAACUCUGCUUACGUCUGCCACUGCCCGCCCGGGUUCCAAGGCUCCAACUGUGAGAAGAGGGUGGACCGGUGCAGCCUGCAACCAUGCCGGAAUGGUGGGCUCUGCCUGGACCUAGGCCACGCCCUGCGCUGCAGCUGCCGCGCCGGCUUCGCAGGGCCACGCUGCGAGCACGACUUGGACGACUGCGCAGGCCGUGCCUGCGCCAACGGGGGCACAUGCCUGGAGGGCGCUGGCUCCCGCCGCUGCUCCUGUGCGCUGGGCUUCGGCGGCCGUGACUGCCGCGAACGCGCUGAUCCUUGUGCCACUCGGCCCUGUGCCCACGGGGGCCGCUGCUACGCCCACUUCUCUGGCCUUGUAUGCGCCUGCGCUCCCGGCUACAUGGGCGCGCGCUGCGAGUUUUCGGUUCACUCCGACGACAACGACGGCAGCGCAGGUGCAUUGCCCGCAGCCCCACCCGGCCUGCGGCAGAGUGACCCACAGCGCUUCCUUUUGCCACCAGCUUUGGGGCUGCUGGUGGCUGCAGGCUUGGCCGGCACUGCGCUUUUGCUGGUUCACGUGCGACGCGGUGGCCCUGGCCGACGUGCUGGGUCUCGCCUGCUACCGGGGACUCCGGAGCCAUUCGUCCAUGCACUCCCGGAUGCCCUCAACAACAGGAGGAUGCAGGAGGGUUCCGGGGAUGGUCUGAGCCCGUCUGUAGAUUGGAACCACCCCGAAGAUGGAGACUCGCCUGAGAUUUACGUCAUAUCUGCUCCUUCAGUCUGUGCUCCGGAGGCCUGAUCUGUUCCUUUUCCGUCAGCACCUGGAGACAGCCUGGAUAUUUUUGUGUUUACUUGACGGCGCCCAACCAAUCUUUGCCUCGGGCACUUUGGAGUUCAAGCUGGAAGGGGUGGCUGGGAGAAUUUUAC
This is a messenger RNA of Phyllostomus hastatus (greater spear-nosed bat), 1904 nucleotides long. RefSeq names its product delta like canonical Notch ligand 3 (gene DLL3). Lineage: Eukaryota; Metazoa; Chordata; Mammalia; Chiroptera; Phyllostomidae. Bases 1 to 1776 code for a protein of 591 amino acids. Gene Ontology annotation, biological process: multicellular organism development; Notch signaling pathway. Gene Ontology annotation, molecular function: Notch binding; calcium ion binding. The transcript has 9 exons. Gene Ontology annotation, cellular component: membrane. The record is from RefSeq and is a predicted model, not a curated record.